AUGGCGGGAAAGGAGAAACCGAAUGUGGUCCAUCAAAAUGCAAUCCACGUUGAGACAGUCCGCAAAGAGCAAAGACACCAGAAACUCCACACGGAGUUUGGCAUCAAUCCACACCGGAAAUUGCAUGUCCCAGCAGACAACCCCAUGUCUAGGAAACCAACUGAAGCGAUUGCAGAGAACUUGGCCUUCAUCGAGGCCUUCCACAAGGCCCAACUGGAACCCAACAAGAAAUAUUCAAUGCCACAGACGGCGAGUCACGAGAUGGGAUGGCUGUCAACUCCACUGGUGAGGAAAACUCUGCUCUGA
Messenger RNA from Anarrhichthys ocellatus (wolf-eel), 306 nucleotides. RefSeq names its product cilia and flagella associated protein 144 (gene cfap144). Gene Ontology annotation, cellular component: ciliary base. The transcript is spliced from 3 exons. The record is from RefSeq and is a predicted model, not a curated record. NCBI's taxonomy places the organism in Eukaryota, Metazoa, Chordata, Actinopteri, Perciformes, Anarhichadidae. Bases 1 to 306 code for a protein of 101 amino acids.